This is a messenger RNA of Cuscuta campestris, 1568 nucleotides long. The record is from the annotation of a GenBank genome assembly. Lineage: Eukaryota; Viridiplantae; Streptophyta; Magnoliopsida; Solanales; Convolvulaceae.
GCAUCAAAUAUCCAAUCUGAAUCAAAUCAGAUCUAAACCCUUCUUCUUCCUCAAGCAGCGACGAGCACCAACGAACCCUAGGUUCGAUUUCCUCGCUCUUUUCUUCAAAUUCUUGGCCAAAUUUCUUUGAAUUUCUCCCAAAUUCAUCUUCAAUUUCAUCAAAAUGCCAAGGAGAAGACCGGAGAAGCCGCCUCACGUCCCAACCUUAGGUGCGAUUUGGAGAUUGGACAGCCUAACCUACGUCCAUACUCAAUCCAACAUCCGUUUCGCCAACACCUCGGAUGUUGAGAAGUUCCACAAAGAGUUUCUGGACAGGGAGAUUAUCUCACCAAAGAUCGUUGAGCCGGCCCUCUUCAAUGACGUAACCUAUGCCCCGUGCAAAGCUCCCUUCCAAUGGCAAGGUUUGCUAAAGUUUAUCUCUUUGAAAUAUGACUUUUAUUGUCCUAAUCUCAUUUGUCAAUUUUAUUCAACUCUCCGCAUCACUCUCGGAGAUAAUCCGGACUUGGUUGCUGAUGUUGACGGCAAAACCAUUACGGUUACCGCAAAGACCUUGACGGCUAUUCUUGGUCUCUGUCAAGGUGACAUCCGUGGAAAUUUUGACAACACCUUUGAGGACAAAACCAUUUGGCAACAAAUCGGCGUCCCUUUUCAUAGGCUUUCAUACGCCAACUCCUCAAACCCGAGUGUCACCAAUCUCACUUUGACACAACGGGUUCUUCAAUACAUUUUUUGUUAUGUCUUGUUGCCUCGAGACUCAAACCAUGGCGUCGUUAAAAAGGAUGAUAUCCGCUUGUUUCAUGUUCUUUUGAACGAUGUCAAAUUUGAUUGGAUCCAUUUCUUUCUCAUUGCUCUACGUGAUGGCUCUCGACUCCAUCACCUUCAUUUUUCCGUCCCUAUUAUGCUGAUCCUUCUCAAUUCGGGGGUGGACUUUUCACGGGACAUAAGGGUACCGGUGACGAAGACGUGCUUCAUCCAAGAGACGAAGUUCAUCCGUUUCGUUUGCCAGAACGAGGGUGAAAUGCCUCAACAAGGAGUGAUCGAGCAAACUGAAGGCAUCCUUGAGAGUGAAGCCGAGACCAAGGCCAUUCGUAGCCGCUCUAGAGCUGGACCUAGCAAUGCUGGCGAAGGAACAAGCAAUGCAGGGGAAGAAACUAGCCGAGCCACGGUAAGAGAAGCCCGACGCCAACGCCCAAAACCGAGAGCGGAUGAGACCGAGCCUUCUUGGGUCUGGAGGAUUUUGGAUGCCAUCACAUGUGUUCGUGAUGACAUCAGACAUCUUACCAUUCGAGUCUCCCGCCUUGAGGAUUCUCGCUACUCUCGCUCAUACCGAGGUCCACGUCAUAGCGUUUCUGGAGGACAUAGGCCGGCAAAUUCUCUUUGACCUUGUUUUUAAACUUUAAGGACUAAUGAUUUUUUUUAUCAUGACUUGAUUCUUGUUUAUGACAUUAUGAUAGCUCCUUGUUGGUUGUUUGUUUAAACUCCAAUUAUUAUUGCUUAUGUGAUUGUUUGGCAAUAUGUUUCUCUCCUAGAACAUAUUGUCCCUUUGAAAAUCAAAUAGAACUAGUUAA